GUGAAGUGAGUUGUGCAGCGUGGAAAACGACGAACGAGACGGGCAUGUUUUAAUUGAAAUUAAACAAGAAAAUCUGAAGAAAGGGCCAUUUUUGGGCAAUUGUUCAUUAAAAGUAAUGAAUAAAGUAAUAAAUGUAUAACACUGAGACAGCUGAAAUCCGAAGAACGCGUGCCAAGCUUAGGUCACUUUCUCUCUGAGAAACCCUCUGCGACUCUCCUCUCUCGCUUCCAGUGAGAAAUCUGUGCUAAUCGAUCACUUUUGCACGAUCGUCUGGCGUUUUACUCAGUUUCCAAUUCGACUUUUGACGACGCUGGUCGCUCAGUUUCGCUCUCUUAACAAACAAAAAUAGUCACAAGCAAAGAUUUCAAGUUUGCCAAGAAGGUCUCCUUCAAAAUUAAUAAAAAAAAGUGCGGGACCGAAGUGUGUGUGCUAUUGAUUAACAUUUUAAUAUAUUUAAAUUGAUUUUCCUAUGUGUACAACGUAACGUGUUCGUGUGGCGCCCCAAUUGAAUUGCUCUUAUUGCAUUAAUUAUCAUAGUGUUAAGUCGGAUAUAUACAUAUAUCUGUAAAUAUAUGCAACCCAUUGCCCAAGUUUUUGGAUGUAACUGUGUCUGAGUCAUUGUACAGUUAGGAGUCGGAGCUGGAGAAGUUGAGGCACAACUUCUGAUACCGGAUUACGAAUUUAAAUUGUCUUCAUCGUUCUGCGCAAAUCACUACUUGAACACCCCACGGACGAUGUGUACCGACCCACGCACUACGGCGGGUACGUGAACAGAGGCUACGAUGAUAUAGAUAGUUCCUACUACUUUGCCCAAUUCGAGGCGAUGGCAGAGGUUCGUGGCGGGGGAGCAGCCCUUCCGCCCUACGCAUCUACCGACUCGGACGUCGAGCACGGCAGCGGUGAAGCGGAUGCCUCGGCGGAGGACUCCAACAAUGAGGGUGAAGAGGUGUUCCGGGACUGCACGGAUGACGCUGUGGACGAGCAGCAAAACCGCUGCUUGCCCGAGUUUCAGUUCUCACUGGUCGACUCUGAGUACGAUGAGACUCUGGCAUUUCCAGACUCGGUGACCAUCUUGUCCAACGUGGGCGACAAGCCGGUGCUGGUGGAACGCAAGGAGACGGACGAUGACGAGGAGGAGUUCGACGACGAGGAGAACAGCAGUGUAGUGCUGCGCCACGAGAUACCAUUCACCAGUAUCUACGGCCCGAGCGUCAAGUUUAACUCCUUCCAGCGCAAGGUCUUCAUUCCGGGCCGGGAAAUCCACGUCCGCAUUGUCGAUACUGAACGCAGCGUCACAACACAUCUGCUUAAUCCUAAUCUGUACACCAUCGAGCUGACCCACGGUCCCUUCAAGUGGACGAUCAAGCGACGCUACAAGCACUUCAACUCGUUGCACCAGCAACUCAGCUUUUUCCGCACCUCGCUCAACAUUCCCUUUCCCAGUCGAAGUCACAAAGAGAAGCGUACGACGCUGAAAGCUACUGCCAGCCAGAUGGCCGACGAGUCAACCCUUAAGGAUCUGUCUGCCCACACCAAGGUCAAGCAGACCAGCACUCCCUUGGGUGGUGAAGGCCACAGCAGCAAAAACGCCAAUAGUAACGGUCACAAUGCAAUGGCUAUUAUCAGUCCCAGUCACAGUUCGAUCCUGGCGGGAUUUACACCCCGACGUAUUCAAAAGAAGCGGAAGAAAAAGAAAAAACGGAAGCUACCGCGAUUUCCCAAUCGCCCUGAGAGUCUGGUCACCGUGGAGAAUCUGACCGUCAGGAUCAAGCAGCUGGAGGAUUACCUAUAUAACUUGCUAAACAUCAGUCUAUACCGAUCUCACCACGAAACGCUUAACUUCGCUGAGGUGUCUAACGUGUCGUUUGUGCCGGGCUUGGGUAUCAAGGGAAAGGAAGGCGUGAUCCUAAAGCGGACAGGAUCAACGAGACCCGGACAAGCGGGAUGCAACUUUUUCGGCUGCUUCCAGAAGAACUGCUGUGUGCGCUGCAACUACUUCUGCUCCGACGUGGUCUGCGGCACGUGGCGCAGCCGCUGGUUCUUCGUAAAGGAGACCUGUUUCGGCUACAUUCGCCCGACGGACGGUAGCAUUCGAGCGGUGAUCCUUUUCGAUCAGGGCUUCGAUGUCUCCACUGGGAUCUACCAAACCGGCAUGCGCAAGGGUCUGCAGGUGCUGACAAACAACCGGCACAUUGUGCUCAAGUGCUGGACACGGCGCAAGUGCAAGGAGUGGAUGCAGUACCUCAAGAACACGGCCAACUCGUAUGCUCGCGAUUUCACACUGCCCAAUCCGCACAUGUCCUUCGCCCCAAUGCGUGCCAACAUGCAUGCCACGUGGUACGUGGAUGGAGCCCAGUACAUGUCAGCCGUGGCCGACGGCUUGGAGGCCGCCCUCGAGGAGAUCUACAUCGCUGACUGGUGGCUCAGCCCCGAGAUUUACAUGAAGCGACCCGCCCUAGACGGCGACUACUGGCGCCUGGACAAGAUUCUGCUGCGCAAGGCCGAGCAAGGAGUGCGUGUGUUCGUGCUGCUCUACAAGGAGGUCGAAAUGGCAUUGGGCAUUAACAGCUACUACAGCAAGUCCACGCUGGCCAAGCACGAGAAUAUCAAGGUGAUGCGACAUCCGGACCAUGCCAGAGGCGGUAUUUUGCUGUGGGCUCAUCAUGAAAAGAUCGUUGUAAUCGAUCAGAGCUAUGCCUUCAUGGGAGGCAUUGACUUGUGCUACGGUCGCUGGGACGAUCACCGUCACCGCCUCACGGAUCUGGGCAGCAUAUCCACGGCCUCCUUUUCCGGCAGCACACGUCGGACGCCCAGCUUGUAUUUCAGCAAGGACGACACGGACUCGGCCUUCGGAUCGCGUAAGUCCUCGCGGAAUGCUCACUACGAGACAUCGGCCAAAGAGAGGUCAUCGACUCCACCUCCGGAUGAACCCAGUACCAGCGUAGAGUUGAGGACCCUGAAGCCUGGUGAUCGCCUGCUAAUACCCUCUAUGUUGGUUCCUAGUCAGGGAGAAACGCCCGGGGAAUCGAACAUUGCUCUGGAGGGAAUGAAGCUCAACACCCCAGAACUGGAACGCAAGAACGUACUUGAUCGCCUGAAAAACAACGCGAUGAAGGGUGCACGUAUGGGCAAGGACUUUAUGCAACGUCUCACAACCACGGAGACGGCGGAGGAGAAGACCGACGAGGUUUACACCAUCGAGUCCCAGGACGUCACGGACCCCGAGAUUAACCAGAACAGUGCCUCUGGCGGACAGGAAGCGACUGCUAUUGCCGGCAGCACGCAAAUACUCACCGAGUUCUGUGGCCAAGCCAAAUACUGGUUCGGCAAGGACUACUCCAACUUCAUACUCAAGGACUGGAUGAACCUCAACUCGCCAUUCGUGGAUAUCAUCGAUCGGACGACCACGCCGCGGAUGCCAUGGCACGACGUCGGUCUGUGUGUGGUGGGAGCUUCUGCCAGGGACGUGGCCCGCCACUUCAUCCAGCGCUGGAACGCCAUGAAGUUGGAGAAACUGCGAGAUAACACACGAUUUCCCUAUCUAAUUCCAAAGAGCUAUCAUCAAGUGAGGCUUAACCCCCACCUGCAGCAGGGCCGCCAACAGCGGGUCACUUGCCAGCUCCUGCGCAGCGUCUCCGCUUGGAGUUGUGGCUUUAUCGAGGCGGAUCUGGUAGAGCAAAGCAUCCAUGACGCCUACAUCCAGACGAUCACCAAGGCGCAGCACUACGUGUACAUUGAGAACCAGUUUUUCAUUACCAUGCAACUGGGCAUGGGCGUUCCGGGUCCGCACAACAACGUCCGCAAUCAAAUUGGGGAGACUCUCUUUAAGAGGAUAGUGCGGGCGCACAAGGAAAAAAAGCCCUUCCGUGUUUAUGUGAUAAUGCCACUUCUGCCGGGUUUUGAGGGCGACGUGGGUGGCAGUACUGGAAUUGCUGUCAGGGCCAUCACACACUGGAACUACGCAUCCAUUUCCAGGGGGCGCACUGCAAUUUUGAAUCGCCUGCAAGAGGCGGGUAUUGCUGAUCCGCAGAACUACAUCUCAUUCCACAGCCUGCGAAAUCAUUCCUUCUUGAAUAACACGCCUAUCACCGAGCUGAUUUAUGUGCACUCGAAGCUCCUGAUUGCCGAUGAUCGCGUGGUGAUAUGUGGCUCGGCGAACAUAAACGAUCGUUCGAUGAUCGGGAAGCGGGACUCUGAGAUAGCGGCCAUCAUCAUGGACGAGGAGUUCGAGGAUGGCCGGAUGAACGGGAAGAAGUAUCCGAGCGGAGUGUUUGCCGGACGUCUGCGAAAAUAUCUGUUCAAAGAACACUUGGGCCUGCUGGAGGGCGAGGGUUCCGGUCGCUCUGAUCUGGACAUCAGUGAUCCUAUCUGCGACAAGUUCUGGCACGGCACUUGGCGUAGGAUUUCGACACGGAACACAGAGAUUUACGACGAGGUGUUUAAGUGCAUUCCCACGGACUUUGUGAAGACCUUUGCCAGCCUGCGCAAGUACCAGGAGGAGCCGCCGCUUGCCAAAACGGAUCCCGAACUGGCCGCCAACCGAGCUAACGAAAUUCAGGGUUACCUCGUCAACCUGCCAUUGGAGUUCCUCAACAAGGAGGUGCUCACGCCGCCCGGAACCAGUAAAGAGGGCCUCAUUCCUACCUCUGUAUGGACAUAGUCUGCCAAAAGUCUCCAAGAGGCAACUAGAUUUUAGGACCCUAUGGAACCCCUCUUACCGUUUACCACCCCACCAAAAGCGCCUAACACAAGCGCUUAUCAUUGCCAAGUCAUACCCUUUCUUAAUUGUAUAUACAUAAAUACCCGUAGAUAACUCUAGAUACUACCAACUACUUGUAGUUAUGCCUUACCAAUAGUUAAUUUAUUUUACGCUGUUUGUCUAUGUCCUUGUUGUUAUUCUUUUUUAUGAUGUUUAAACAGUAUUUUAGACCGAUUUACACAAGUUUAUUAAAGUGAUAUGAAGUGCAAAUGAAGAAA
Molecule: messenger RNA, 4977 nt
Organism: Drosophila rhopaloa
Lineage: Eukaryota; Metazoa; Arthropoda; Insecta; Diptera; Drosophilidae
Gene: Pld
Product: phospholipase D2
Exons: 9
Coding region: 824-4660 (1278 amino acids)
Biological process (GO): intracellular signal transduction; cell motility; phosphatidic acid biosynthetic process
Molecular function (GO): D-type glycerophospholipase activity; phosphatidylinositol binding
Source: RefSeq, a predicted model, not a curated record